Asparagus officinalis (garden asparagus) is the source of this 992-nucleotide messenger RNA. Its product is annotated as putative GEM-like protein 8. The record is from RefSeq and is a predicted model, not a curated record. Lineage: Eukaryota; Viridiplantae; Streptophyta; Magnoliopsida; Asparagales; Asparagaceae. The transcript has 3 exons. Bases 114 to 740 code for a protein of 208 amino acids.
CGCCUUAUAAAACCCCCCUUCCUUCCCUUAUAUCUUAUCCAAGAAACAUUCCUCAAGCUAACCAAUCUCAAGGUAAUAAGCAGUAGAAGAUUCAUCAGAGAUUGAGCUCAAAGAUGAAAAGCCAGAAUCAUGGACAGGUGAUUGGAAUUCCGGUGACUAAUGUGAGAUAUGCCGCUGAAUGCUCUCUGUAUCGACAAAAUACAAGGGGCUCGGUUAUUAAUUGGAUGAACAAGUUCAGCAAGAAGGCUGAUAGCUAUGCAAGAGGAAUUAGAGAUCAUGUCACUUUGGCACCAAAGAUAUCUGAAACUGUAAAAGGAAAGUUGAGCUUGGGAGCAAGAAUUCUUCAGGCAGGAGGAAUAGAAAAAGUCUUCAGAAGAUAUUUCUCUGUCAAUAAAAGAGAGAAGCUUCUGAAAGCCUGUCAGUGUUAUCUAUCAACAACAUCUGGUCCUAUUGCAGGAUUGCUCUUCAUUUCUAGUGAGAAAAUAGCAUUUCGCAGCGACAGACCAUUAACAUUCACUUCCCCUGAAGGAGAUUUGAUCAGAGUUCCUUACAAAGUUUCAAUCCCAUUGAGAAAGAUAAAGAAAGUUAGUCCAAGUGAGAACGUGGAUAAGCCUAACCAAAAGUAUGUGCAGAUUGUGACAGUUGACGAUUUUGAGUUUUGGUUCAUGGGGUUUGUGAGUUAUCAGAGAUCUUUCAAGUAUUUGCAGCAAGUAAUCUCAAGAACAGGAAUGAGCCCUUAGCAUCAAUAGGAGAAGUUGGAAAAACCUGCACAUUAACAUCUUGUUAUUGUAAAUUAGAGCGUCGGUUCAUCACCAUAGUUGAACAAGGAUUGUCUGUUUUUGCAUCUAUCCUUCUGUACAAAGAGAUGGUGAUAUACUACUACUUGUGAUACAUCUUGUAAAGAAAUACCGUAUUCUGUGCUCUGUUAAUGAGGCAACAGUUAGUCGUAUAUUAGCAACAAAAAAAAAUUGAGCACAAGUCCUAGUUUUGAA